Molecule: messenger RNA, 667 nt
Organism: Funneliformis caledonium
Lineage: Eukaryota; Fungi; Glomeromycota; Glomeromycetes; Glomerales; Glomeraceae
Source: the annotation of a GenBank genome assembly
AUGCAAAAAGCUUCAUCUUUGAAGAAUUCUAAUAUCAUCUCUCUUAGAACUAAAAUAAAUGAAUUGAAGGCUGAGUUGAAACAAGCUAUGCAAAAAGUUUUAUUAAAGGAUUCUGAUACUAUCCAGUUAUGUAGCAAUCCCUCUCUUGAAAUUAAAGCAAAGGAAUUGGAAAAUGAACUGGAGAAAGUUACGCAAAAUUCAUCAUUUAAGGAUAGGUUAAUUUUCUGCCUCAGGUCUAGGGUAAGUAAUCUAAAGUGUCAAGCUGAAAGAAAUGAACUAGAACAGAUCCCUUUAAAAUCACAUUCGUCAUCUAAUGAUUCAAAAACAGGUAGCGAUGAAGAAGAAGAGGUAUCCAGUUUCUUUUCUAAAAACGCUCAAGGCAAGACUCCCUCUUUUUCUUUAUACUGCUCAGAACUUGAACCUGAUGAAAGGAAAGUAAAAAAUGAAGUGGAGUCCCCAAUAGACCACACUGAACAAAAAUCAAAAGAGAAACUUAAUAGUAACUAUCCCACAAUAUCACCCAUUACUAUGUCAAGGUCUGGCAAAGCUUUGAUUACUAAUUCUAAAGAAUCUAUGGGUAUUGUUGAGAGAUUUAAUCGUAUACUUCAAGAAUGGGCAUUCUUUAUUCAAAAUAGUGUUGAAAUGAGAUUACUUCCUACUGAGCACU